Rubroshorea leprosula is the source of this 930-nucleotide messenger RNA. NCBI's taxonomy places the organism in Eukaryota, Viridiplantae, Streptophyta, Magnoliopsida, Malvales, Dipterocarpaceae. The record is from the annotation of a GenBank genome assembly.
AAGUUCAGUAUCAUUUGCUCUUUCGAUAUUCUCAAAAAGCCACACCGCCAUUUUCCAUUAACGUCGCCGUCUUCUUCCCGAUUCCCACUAUGACCCCCAUCUCAGAUUUCUUCCGUCUGUUUUUCACUUGUGCUGGUAUCUUUGCAAUUGUUUGGUAUACAUGGACAUACUUCAAAUCCAGAAAGGGGAUUUCGAAGUUGCCGCCGGGUCCUCCUGGCCUCCCUCUGGUCGGCAACAUUCCCUUCCUUGACCCGGAGCUUCACACCUACUUCGCAGCCGUGGCUCGCAAAUAUGGACCAGUUGUCAAGCUUCAACUCGGAACCAGGAUUGGCAUACUGAUCACCUCCCCUGCCCUGGCCCGUGAAGUCCUCAAAGACCAGGACAUCACGUUUGCUAACCGCGACAUGCCCGCCGUGGCAGGAGCAGCAUCGUACGGUGGCUCUGACAUCGUGUGGAACCCUUACGGACCCGAGUGGCGGAUGUUGAGGAAAGUCUGUGUGGUCAAGAUGCUGAGCAACACGACUCUGGACUCUGUCUACGCGCUCCGGCGCAGCGAGGUCCGGGGAACAGUUGCUUAUAUCAACAGUCGGGUGGGGUCCCCUGUGAAUAUUGGGGAGCAAGUGUUUCUGACCAUAUUGAAUGUGAUUACAAGCAUGUUGUGGGGUGGGACGGUGCAGGGCGACGAGAGGGCUGCCCUGGGGGCAGAGUUCCGGGAGGUGAUCUCUGAUUUCACAGAGCUUUUGGACAAGUUUGGGAUUGUUCUGAAGCUGAAGAAUCCUCUUGUUGCAAUUCCAACACCGAGGUUUUCUGAUCCUUCUCUUUAUGAGUAAAUCCAUAGAACUGUUGUAUUUCCUUGAUUUCUUGCGCUUCCAUUACUACAAAUUGCCAGACAAACCCUUGUAGUUCUUCUAAUCAAUAAAUUCAAUUGAG